ACAUACAGGAUGCAGAGCACAGUGAUGACGUAUCACCAUGGCAACGCAUACCGCUCAACAUCACUUGAAUGAGAUUGUACCUGACACCGUUAAUUGUAAAGAGCGCCACCUGUUGUUUGGUUAUCGAUCAACAUUAUGCAGCAGAUAAUGCAGCGGUAGGCUAUAUAGGCCUGUACGUCAGCUUUGAAAAUGGAGUUGAGGCCAGACAGACAGGGGGCAUAGGACUGCAUAUUUGCUCUCAGUUGACAGAGUUUGAAGGUUCUACCAAGGAUGUCAACUGUGGAGCACAUACAGGAUGCAGAGCACAGUGAUGACGUAUCACCAUGGCAACGCAUACCGCUCAACAUCACUUGAAUGAGAUUGUACCUGACACCGUUAAUUGUAAAGAGCGCCACCUGUUGUUUGGUUAUCGAUCAACAUUAUGCAGCAGAUAAUGCAGCGGUAGGCUAUAUAGGCCUGUACGUCAGCUUUGAAAAUGGAGUUGAGGCCAGACAGACAGGGGGCAUAGGACUGCAUAUUUGCUCUCAGAGUUACUUCUACAACGACGAUAGGUUCAACUACAACUAUGCGCAGGCCAAAGCCACAGCAGGCAACUACAAGGAAGCACAGGAGAUUUUUGUGCUCAUUCAGAGUGAGAAGAUCAAGAAUGACUACACGUGUCUCUGGUUGGCAAGAUGCUAUGGCCAGUUCUACUAUGCGACCAAGGCUUUCGGUGUCCUGGAAAGAUUGGACCCCAAUCCUGAAUACUGGGAAGGCAAGCGAGGGGCGUGCGUGGGCGUAUUCCAGCAGAUCAUAGCUGGUCAUGAACCAAGAGAAACACUGCGAGACAUCCUCCAAAUCUUGCGCAACACCGGUAACCCGCAGGUGGAAUACAUCAUCUGUGUCAUGAAGAAGUGGGCCAAGGACAACAGGGCACCAGUUUCCUGAGGUGGUCCCUAUCCUAUAGUCUUGAGAUUGUUUAAAUGUGUACAUUCCAAAAACCCCUGCUUGCAAAGGGAUUUUCCAGAAAUAAAAUAAUGGAACGAUACUGUUGAUUAGGGGUGAUUUAAUUAUUCUUGA
Molecule: messenger RNA, 1059 nt
Organism: Patiria miniata (bat star)
Lineage: Eukaryota; Metazoa; Echinodermata; Asteroidea; Valvatida; Asterinidae
Product: intraflagellar transport protein 56-like
Exons: 8
Coding region: 355-927 (190 amino acids)
Biological process (GO): intraciliary transport involved in cilium assembly; intraciliary anterograde transport
Cellular component (GO): ciliary base; intraciliary transport particle B; ciliary basal body
Molecular function (GO): intraciliary transport particle B binding
Source: RefSeq, a predicted model, not a curated record